Closterium sp. Yama58-4 is the source of this 1887-nucleotide messenger RNA. NCBI's taxonomy places the organism in Eukaryota, Viridiplantae, Streptophyta, Zygnematophyceae, Desmidiales, Closteriaceae. The record is from the annotation of a GenBank genome assembly.
AUGACGAGCAUCUCUUAUUCGCAUAGUACGACCGAGACCGAGCCAUACGUACCACCGGAUGCUGAAGAGAUGCUAGAUGUAGCAGUCUCUGUCUUGGACCCACGCGACGCCCAGCAAGCCGCAUCGUCGCAGACUACAUCGAGGUCUGCGGGCCGCUUUCGUCAGGUGCACCUCAGCUUCGCAGAAGUACCCGUGGACACCGAGAUUCCUGCUGUUGAGAGGCGUCAUGCACGACGCUUCAGCACAGCCUGGAAGCAGACGUACUCGUGGCUGAGCCUGAAGUGGGACAAAGAGGAGCGCCAGUACGGUAUGAAGUGUUCCGCGUGCUGUAAGUUCGCUCCUAACACCAAGUCUCCAUUUGGCGGUCCUGGCGUCGGUGCGAGGGAUUUUCAGAAGUCUGCAUGCCGCAACCAUGACCAGUCCAAGGUGCACCUCGCGGCCAUGGAAGCAGAACGACUUGCUGCAGGCACGGAGGUGAGGCAGCGCAGCCUCUUGAACAUGCUCAGCAGCAAUCCUGUCAUGGCGAGAGUCGUGAAAUGCAUGCUGGGAGCUCAUUGGAUCGCGCAGCACGAUGCACCUAUCGCUCUCUACCCCUUGCUGGUGCGGUUCAUGGCGGAGCAAGGAUGCCCCGACAUGCGGAACAGCGAAGCAUACGGUCGUUAUUACUCGCGAUACGCUUUCGGCGAGUUCGUAGAGGCUAUGUCAGAGCAUCUGGUGGCCAGGCAGCUCGUGGACGUCAAAGAGUCGGCCUGGUACAGCCUCUCCUUCGACGAAUCCACGGAUCGCGCCCGUGGAAAGCAUCUCAUCAUGUAUUGCACGUUCGAGAGAGGCGAGGCCGUGGUGUGCCAGUUUCUUGCUCUCCUGUCGCUCGAGCGAUGCGACGCUGCAGCAUUGUACGACGCGAUCGUGAAGUGUCUGUGGUUGAAGGACAUGUCGAUGGACAAGCUGGUUGGGGUUUCAAUGGAUGGUGCAUCCGUCAUGACUGGCAAGCAGAACGGAGUUGUCGCCCUGCUUCGGAAACGUUGCGCGUGGCUGGUGGCGAUUCACUGCGUGGCGCAUCGCGAGGCAUUGGCUGCAAAGGAUGCCGCUAAGAGCUUCAAGGAGUUCAACGUCGUGGAUCAGAUGAUACGCCAGACUGCUGAGCGUCUCGCGCGUUCAUCUACGGAUCACAAGACCUACAUGCAGCUCCAGGACGUCGACAUCACACAGGUGAAGAAUCAUGUCGACAAGGUGAAGACCAAGCUGGCGCAGUACUACGUCGAGCCCGGCGCAUCCAACGGGCCGAACACCUCCCGCCUGAACAAGUUCCUUGCUGCACACAAAAGCAAGGACAAGCGCAAGAUGCAGCUCAAGGGAGUGGACGAGAACGGCAAGCCUGCAACAGUCGAGAUCGAGCUGCACGAGGACAUCAUCGACCCUAAGAACCCAGGGGGGGGAUGCGACUUGGAGGCCUGCGCGGACCUGGCGAGGAGUUUCGCUCAGCGCCUCAUUAAGGCGCUUGGGAAGAGGAUGGCGGACCUGCGCCAUUUCGAUGGUGUUGGUUUCUUCACCCCUGAUAAGUAUCCCCCCCGUGCAGGAGAGCAGGACGCGUGGGUGAAGCUCCAUCUCACCGAGCUCCUUGACAUGUUCAAGAACAAGCUACCUGGAGUCACUCUUGCUGACAUAGAGCCGCAGAUGCGCCUCUUUGUAGCCACCAUGGAGAAGAAGUUCAAGAAGCAGAGCUUCCAUCAGGCUCUCACCAACAUGCUGCGCACGGCAGACUGGAGGGAUGACUAUCCCACCAUUGUAUCUCUCUGGCGUGCGGUUUCUGUGCUGUCUCUCAGCACUGUUGAGUGUGAGAGGGGCUUCUCCCGCCAAAACAUUAUCGUGUUGCUCUUUCUGAUGUGA